AUGGACGCCCUCAUAACCGCCGAACUCGCCAAACUAGACCCCUCGGUUCCCUUUCGAGCGACCAAGUCACACCUCCAUCACACCUGGGCGAAAACGUUCUAUUCUCGACCGGAACUUUACAUCCAGCCCGAGUCAAUUGCCGAAAUUGAGAAGGUCGUCACUCUCGCGCGCAGGUGUCGCCGACGCAUCGUGACCGUGGGAAGCGGCCACUCGCCCUCCGACUUGACCUGCACGUCAUCAUGGGUCGUCAACCUAGACAAUUACCGUCGGCUCCUCUCGUUUUCGCGUGAUACGGCUGUCGUCACAGUCGAAUCGGGUAUACGGCUGAGACAGCUUGGCAUUGAGCUGGAGAAGAAUGGCUUGAUGCUUCCCAAUCUCGGCAGUAUUGACGACCAGUCUGUGGCGGGAGUGAUUUCAACAGGAACACAUGGCAGUUCGCUCAAGUAUGGCUUGCUAUCCGAACGAGUGUUGGGAUUGUCCAUCAUGCUUGCCAAUGGCCAGGUUGUCAGAUGUAGCGAGGCGACCAAUCCGUCGUUGUUUCGUGCUGCCCUGGUUUCUCUAGGGGCGAUUGGUAUUAUCACAGAGAUGACCUUGCAGGCCGUACCAACUUUCAAUAUCGCCUGGCAGCAGUCCCUGAAGACACUGCCACAGGUAUUGGAUGCUUGGGACGCCGGUCUAUGGACGUCUACAGAAUAUGUGAGGGUGUGGUGGAUGCCCUAUAUGAAGCGCGCGAUUGUCUGGCGUGCGGACAAGACCGACCUUCCAACUCGUGAUCCCCCUACCGGCUGGUAUGGUGGCGCCUUGGGGUACUUUAUCUACCAUAAUCUAUUGUAUCUCUCCAACUACGUUCCCAGGAUCUUGCCAUGGGUGGAAUGGUUUGUGUUCGGCAUGCAGUAUGGUUUCAGGCCCGGAAAGACGGUUACUGAAGCGGUUCAGCCAGCUCGUACCGGCUUAUUGAUGGAUUGCCUGUAUUCUCAAUUCGUGAACGAAUGGGCAAUCCCAUUGGAAAAGGGCCCCGAGGCCAUUACCCGACUAUCCGCCUGGUUCCAUGGGGAUGCUGAAACUGCGCGAAUACCAUUUAGCUCCAAGUCAGUUUGGGUACAUUGCCCCAUUGAAGUACGUGUCUCUGAUACUUCGAUCUCAAAGACACCCCGUCCUUACCUGGAUUCCACGUGUCCUGACGGCCCUACUCUCUUCCUAAAUGCUACUCUUUAUCGGCCUUACCUACGUGAUCCUCCUUGCAGGGAACGGUACUACGAGGCAUUUGAAUGGCUCAUGCGAGACCUAGGAGGCAAACCACACUGGGCGAAAAACUUUGGAGAGGACCUUGGGUAUGAAGCACUUCGGGGAAUGUACGGAGCUAAUUUGGAUGAGUGGCUUCAAGCCAGAAAUGAGGCUGAUCCUGAUGGAAUGUUUCUCGGUGCGUGGCACAGGAGGCACCUACUACCCCCCACGACUGCUGCAUCCCAAUCACCUGGUCAGACUUUAGCCUUUGAAGAGCAAUUGAAAGAGCAACGAGCUCUAGGUGAGCCCGGAGCCGGGGAUGGCAUAGAGUGGAUUGGCAGCAUCCCAGGCCGUGACAUUACCCCACACGAUAAUAAGGAUAUUGAUGAUGGUGCGACUGCGCCCGAUAGCCAUCCAAGCCCGCCUACAACUUCUGCAAGUGAGGAGAGUUUUGACCACCUCGCGAAGGGGGAAGCAAGCAUUACGCUGCCGUAG
This is a messenger RNA of Arthroderma uncinatum, 1719 nucleotides long. RefSeq names its product D-arabinono-1,4-lactone oxidase. Gene Ontology annotation, cellular component: mitochondrion; membrane. Bases 1 to 1719 code for a protein of 572 amino acids. Gene Ontology annotation, molecular function: D-arabinono-1,4-lactone oxidase activity; FAD binding. Lineage: Eukaryota; Fungi; Ascomycota; Eurotiomycetes; Onygenales; Arthrodermataceae. The record is from RefSeq and is a predicted model, not a curated record. The transcript has a single exon.